This is a messenger RNA of Metarhizium brunneum ARSEF 3297, 1557 nucleotides long. RefSeq names its product Developmental and secondary metabolism regulator veA (gene veA). The record is from RefSeq and is a predicted model, not a curated record. NCBI's taxonomy places the organism in Eukaryota, Fungi, Ascomycota, Sordariomycetes, Hypocreales, Clavicipitaceae.
AUGGCCGCCUCAUCUGUACAGAUCCCCACCCAUCCGUCGCGGGACUCGGUGCAAUGCAUUCGCCGAGUCACGAGAGAGAAUCGUACUCUCUGGUAUCAGUUGACCGUCCUCCAGCAGCCAGAGCGAGCCAGAGCAUGUGGCUCGGGCAUGAAAGCCAAUAGCGACAGACGGCCAGUUGAUCCUCACCCAGUUGUGGAACUACGCAUCAUCGAAGGCCCUUCGGUUGGUGAGGGCAAGGAUAUCACCUUCGAUUACAAUGCCAACUUUUUCUUAUAUGCCAGCCUCGAACAGGCACGCACCAUGGCCCACGGCCGAGUUCAGAGCGCUGCCGCUACGAAUCCUCCCAUUCUGACCGGCGUUCCCGCCUCUGGCAUGGCCUACCUGGACCGCCCUACCGAAGCUGGUUACUUCAUCUUUCCCGAUUUAUCCGUUCGACAUGAAGGGUACUUUUGUCUUUCGUUCAGCUUAUUCGAGACUACCAAGGAGGAAAAAGACUUUGAUAUGGAGCCUGCCAAUUCCGACCUGCCGCCCGGUGUCGACUGGCGGAUGGAAAUCAAGACGAAUCCAUUCAACGUCUUUAGUGCCAAGAAGUUCCCUGGCUUGAUGGAGAGUACCCAGCUUAGCAAGACGGUUGCGGAUCAGGGAUGCCGAGUUCGAAUUCGACGUGAUGUGCGAAUGAGGAAGCGCGAUGGGAAGUCGAGUGCAUUCGAGCGACGAGAGGAGGACUUUCGCCGCAGAACCGUUACACCCGCUCCCGAAGACCCUCAUGGCAUCCGAAACCGAUCCUUGAGCAACUCAAGCGAGCAUCGGGUCCCCUACGCACCUGAGCCGCAUCGACGACCUUCUGCCGUUGACGCCUAUCAUGCUCCUCCACCACCUCCGGGUUAUGAUUCUGGUCCUCCGCCGAGCCGUAGUUGUCAUUUGUCGUUUGGAGAGCAUCCUACUGCCCAAUACGCCACCCCGCGACAUUAUCCGGCGCCUCCCCCUCUGAAUGGACACGUUCAACUGCCGGUUGCCGCACCAUAUUCUUCGCCUGGUCAGGCGACGAAUUAUGUGAAGCCGGAACAGAGCAAUUACGGAUACCCUACUCAUACACGCAAUCCGAGCUCGACCUGUCCAUCUCCUGUUCCGUCAGUCAAGCAUGAGCUUUCCUAUGACAGGGCACCGGGAAAUUAUGUGUCACCCUCCCCAUCGAGAUAUUCGGAGACCUCGAGGCGGGACUCGCAUCAAUCAUACCCGCCUACGCCAUUACUGCCACAACCACCGCGCCGGACGUCGCAAACGUCCCUGGCACCGCUCAAGAUUGCUGCGCUGGUGUCCCCUUCACCUCUACCCCCUAUCGAGGCCCAGACAGAGCCUGUGCCUGUGUCUCCUAUUAUUCCUACAGGGGGCAAACGAAAACAUCAAGACGUCUUUAUGCACGGUUUGCAAAACGGACAGCGCCAACAGGAUACACAGUAUGGCCGUUUCAAGGGUCUCAGCCCUGAGACUCUUGAAGGCAGGUAUUCGAGGGCCGAUGGCAAGGUUGACGUGAUUCAGUUCAACCGGUACCAAUAG